ACUAUUGUUGCUGUAAAGUUGCUAGUUUGUUGAAUUUAUUCGUCGUUGCAGUGGUGAUGAGUGGAGCAACUUUCACUUCACAAUUGUGUAGUCAGCCAACCAAUCCGGUUAAGCAUAUGACUGUUGUGCUGUAGUAUUUGCAAAAAAAAAAGUAAAAUAAAAGUAUACAGUUUUAGAAUUUUAUUUUAAAGUUAGCAACUAAUUAUAACUACAUGACUGCAACAACCACAUUAAGGAGCCGCAAUGGCGAUCAUGUUAUUAACAACAACGAAGAAGUGCCUACCACCAAAAGCCAUGAGAAGCUCACAAAGAGUAUACAAAAUACUGAAGAUUCUAGUGGAAAGAAUUCACGUUCAAUGGUCACCUUAGUAUUUAUUUCGCUGCUGUUUGAUUUACUCGCUUUUACAAUGAUCCUACCAUUAAUGCCUUCCUUGCUUGAGCAUUACCGCCAGAAUGAUAGUUCUGGGCUGUAUAAUUUGCUGACGCGGCGCAUACAUUGGUUUCAGCAACUUGUUGGAGCACCAGAACGAUACACCUCGGUGUUGUUUGGAGGCUUUUUAGGAUCCAUGUUCAGUUUUUUACAAUUUAUUGCUAGUCCAAUAGUGGGUGGACUGUCGGACUAUUACGGCCGCAAGCCGCUAAUGUUAAUUUGUGCCACUGGUAUUGCGUUAUCGUACCUUCUAUGGGCUUUAUCCAGUAAUUUUGCACUUUUUGUACUAGCACGAUUUGUUGGCGGUAUCAGCAAAGGUAACAUAUCCCUUUGCAUGUCUAUUAUCACUGAUGUGUCCAGUGUUAAAACUCGUGCAUUUGGUAUGGCACUUGUGGGGGUCGCCUUUUCGGUGGGCUUCAUUGCUGGUCCUACGAUUGGUGCAUUAUUUGCGCGUUCCUUAAAUAAAUCAGUGGAAUCUUGGUAUAUGGCACCCUCGUUAUGUGCCCUCACUUUCGCUAUAUGUGAUUUAGGAAUCAUAGCAUUUGGUUUAAAGGAAACAUUACCAAAAGAAAAACGCGUGAAAGAGAUAUCUUCGGCGAUGUCAUACGCCAUACAAUUGCUGGACGUGCGCUCAAUAUUCAAAUUCUCUGCUAUUAAAAAAGUAUCCAAAGCCGAAAUACUUGCACUUCGUAAAAUAGGGCUAAUUUACUUCUUAUACCUAUUUCUGUAUUCCGGUUUGGAAUUCACUGUUACUUUUCUAAUGUAUCACAAGUUCGGCUACAAUUCCAUGGACCAAGCAAAAAUGUUUCUUAUGACUGGCAUUGUCAUGGCACUUCUACAAGGUGGAGUUGUACGACGACUACCCCCUCAGGCGACAAAGCCUUGUGCUGUCUUUAGUUUGUAUCUUAUUGUACCUGGAUUUAUAUUAGUUGGACUUGCAAAAGAUGGGCGUUUGCUAUAUGCAGGCAUGUUUCUAUUUGCAGUUUCUACAGCUUUUGCUGUGACCUGUCUGACCACAUUGGUUUCACGCUAUGGGAAUGACGACCAAAAAGGUUCAGUCCUCGGCAUUUUCCGAUCAUUGGGCGCCUUGGCACGUGCCGUUGGUCCUGUUGUUGGUUGUAUUUCAUUUUGGAGUUUUGGUUCGCGUCUAACUUAUAUUACUGGUGGCCUUUUAUUACUGUACCCAGCGUAUAUUUUGCAAAAAUCUAAGCUCUGAUGAUCUAAUGAAUUUGAGUACAAUACAAAAAAUAUGAAAGUAUUUAAACAUGGUUUCGUACCGUACAAUAUCAUAAGUAAUAAUUUGCAUGAAAUGCUCAUUAAUAUAUUGUAUAUUUUGUAUCUACUUAUUGUUUUUUUUCCUUGAUAGUAUUUAAGAAUAAUCUGUUUAGUUUUUUACAGCGAAUGUCAAUCGAAUAUUGUCUAAAAUUUAUAAAAUAAAAUUACAUUAAUAAGCUAUAAAUCUAAUUUAUGUAAAUGCUAAACUUUCAUUAAAAAAAAUUAACUAAUCAUAAAUAAAAUGAGUAUUUUCAAAACUUGGAUUGCAUUAUCCAAUAUAUUUGCCCAAUGGCGAUAUAUUGCUUAAAUCGAUCUUCAUAAUUGUAGAUUUCAUUAGGAUUUCAAGUUAGCAUUAUGCCAGGCGAUUACUCCUGUAUUGAAGAUACAUUUUCUUUCUAGCAAGAACUUUUUUUAGGUUUGGAAGGAACAGAAAAGGCCCAAAGUAUGCAUUCAACUCACUACCCAUUGCAAUUUGUCAAAAACGCUUCAAUUAAUAUUAAAUUAAGUUAUAUUUAAUGCAUAACUAUGUAAAAGUGUAGUUGUUUCAUCUUUGUUUAUGAACACAAAAAUUAAAAAUUUAAACAAUUUCAAAUACAUUUUCAGUAACUAACGUUCCCCUCAAUUGGAGCUAUUCCGAACAAAUUGUAAUAGAGAAAAAGUAAUAGAGUAUAAUCUCUCUUUCUUUUCAUUUUCGCCUUCGUCGUACGCCAUAUUUGAUAUUGAACAACGGCACAUCGAGCCGAGAAGAAGAAGAUAUUUUCUUGUGUCGUCGUCGUCGUAGUUGUCGCGUAAAAAGGUGAUUAAUUUUGAAAAGUUUAAAUAAGCACAGCAGAUAUAAUUGUUUUCAAAUAUUUAUGAUUAAAAUGAUGCUUUAAAUUUGUUAAACUUUCAGAAAGAGUAGUAAAAAGAUACGCAAAUUACAUACCGAAAAGAAACUUUCCAAGUGAAACCGACGAUAAAGAAGUUACAAGGAAGACAAGAAAAUUGGUGGAAAAUAAAACAAGUGGAAUAACUCAAAAAGGAUAAACGCAGGUCAUCCAAUUGCA
Messenger RNA from Zeugodacus cucurbitae (melon fly), 2751 nucleotides. It is a transcript of the gene rtet, whose product is annotated as major facilitator superfamily domain-containing protein 10. The record is from RefSeq and is a predicted model, not a curated record. Gene Ontology annotation, cellular component: brush border membrane. The coding region runs from base 213 to 1646 and encodes 477 amino acids. Gene Ontology annotation, molecular function: transmembrane transporter activity. The transcript has 8 exons. Gene Ontology annotation, biological process: transmembrane transport. Lineage: Eukaryota; Metazoa; Arthropoda; Insecta; Diptera; Tephritidae.